Pogona vitticeps (central bearded dragon) is the source of this 2509-nucleotide messenger RNA. Lineage: Eukaryota; Metazoa; Chordata; Lepidosauria; Squamata; Agamidae. The record is from RefSeq and is a predicted model, not a curated record.
CCUGCCAGCCAGAGGGCGAAAUCCAGAGAUUGCGCCAGCCUCAGCCUUGCUCCCGCUCCUGCUCCUGCCGCCGCGGACCCGUCGUGGGCACAUCCGCCGGGCUUCCUAGCGACCGAGAGGGAAGGAGGCACCUGCCGCCGCCGCGAGGAUCCCCCACCAUGGAAGGCGCUCCAGCGGAGCCGAGCCGCGGGUUCUUGCCGCCCUUCCGGCACUUCGCCACCCAGGCCAUCCACGUGGGGCAGGAGCCCGAACAAUGGAACUCCCUGGCCGUGGUGCCCCCCAUCUCGCUCGCGACCACCUUCAAGCAGCACGCGCCGGGGAAGCACAGCGGCUUUGAAUAUAGUCGUUGUGGAAAUCCUACUCGUGAUUGCUUGGAAAAAGCUGUAGCAGCAUUGGAUGGCGCUAAGUACUGUUUAGCAUAUGCAUCUGGGUUAGCAGCGACUCUGAACAUUGCACAUCUGCUGAAGGCAGGAGAUACUAUUAUUUGCAUAGAUGAUGUAUAUGGAGGUACAAAUAGGUAUUUCCGAAAGAUAGCAUCAGACAUGGGUCUGAAAACUGUUUUUGUCGAUUGUACCAAGCCGGAAUGCCUUGAGGCAGCUAUCACACCAGAGACCAAGCUCGUAUGGAUUGAAACUCCCACAAAUCCCAUGCUCAAAGUUGUUGACAUUCAAGCAUGUGCCAAAGUUGUCCAUAAACAUGAAGGACUUAUUUUAGCAGUGGAUAACACCUUUAUGUCUGCUUAUUUCCAGAGACCUUUGGCUUUAGGAGCAGACAUCUGUAUGUGCUCAGCAACUAAAUAUAUGAAUGGUCACAGUGAUGUUGUAAUGGGGCUAGUUUCAAUAAAUGAUGAUGCUCUCCAUGAGAAACUUAGAUUCUUACAGUAUGCCAUUGGAGCAGUUCCAUCACCAUUCGAGUGUUAUCUUUGCAAUCGUGGUCUAAAGACAUUGGCAAUCCGCAUGAAACAACAUUUCCAGAAUGCCCUAGCUGUUGCCCAGUUCCUCGAAUCAAAUCCUAGAGUGGAAAAAGUUAUCUUCCCUGGUUUGCCAUCACACCCGCAAUUUGAGCUGGUGAAGCGUCAGUGCACAGGCUGCCCGGGAAUGGUUUCCUUUUACAUUAAAGGGAAUGCUGAAACUGCCUCCACAUUUCUCAAAAGCUUGAAGCUUUUUGCCCUGGCUGAAAGUCUGGGAGGAUAUGAAAGCCUGGCAGAGCAUCCGGCUAUCAUGACUCAUGCCUCAGUUCCCAAGGCAGAUAGAGAGGCCCUUGGGAUCACUGAUACAUUUAUUCGCAUGUCUGUUGGGUUAGAAGACUCUGAAGAUUUACUAGAAGAUUUGUCCCAAGCUUUGAAGGCAGCGAUCCCCGAUUACAAAAUCCGUAACUAAGAGACAACCUGCAAUUGAUUCCUGUGCAACUCUAAACAAACUGGAAGUUCAGCAUCUUGUGAAUGUUCUUUGGAUUUUACUUCUUGAACACAAAAAAUUGUUUCAAUAUUUUGAAAGCAAGCCAAGGGUGCCUGUUAUUCUCCAUAGACCACUAAUUCAACAAGUGCCUUUACAUGUGUAACCCCAUCAUAGUCAUGCAGCAGCUAGCUGUGUUAGUCUGUUGUUACAAUUAAUGCUACAAAUAGUCAUGUAGCACCUGUAAGACAAACUAGUUUUAAUUCUUCCCAAGCUUUUGUGGAUCUCAGCACGAAGUGUACUUAGUGUUCAGAGGUGUUCUUAGACACAUGAAAACUUAUGAAAAAUAAAAACUAGUGUUACAAGUGCUAUAGGACUAACUCCAUCAUUGUCAGUACUGCUUAUUUUACCUCCCAAGCCCACCUUUCUAUCCACCAUUAGCUGUUGAAUGGCCAUAAUUCAUCCUCAGGAAUACUACAACAAGUUGUCUCCCAACAAUGUUUAAAUGAAGUUAAUUGCAUGAUGGUGUAAUAUAAUAUAUUAUAAUAUAAUAUAACGCCAAGGAGCAGGAAAUCUCCAGGUCUCAGUUCACAAGGUGGAUUUAGGUAAGUUGUUCUCUCAGCCUCAGUCCCACCAUCUGCAAUGUGGGCAACUGCUGCUAUGUAGUGCAUGUCAAUUACUUUGAAGAUGUAAGGUACUAAAAAAUGCUAGUUGUGUUUAAAAAAAUACUGCUGCCGUACCUCCCCUCUGAUUGUUUGUACUUGACUCAGAAAAUUACUACUUCCCAUGGGGAAAAAGUGUUUUUGAGUUGAAUUCCUUAAACAGCUGUUGUUUCUUUCUUCUGUGCAAUAUUGGGAAAUGGAACAAAGUCAUUUGCAUGGCACUAUGUGUAUUGCAUUUUAAAAAAUGGAUCUUAAAUAAUUUGCAUUUUUUCUGUUUUGAAUUAUCAAACAAUAUAGACUGUAUCUUUUUAAAAUUCAUUACAUGUCUACGUAAUGGGAUUCUAGUUUUGAAGAGAAACUCUCUUGUUAGAGUAUCUGAUUUUAAUAUGUGAGCAACAUUUCUUUCUGCUAAUUUGCAUUUCUCAUAAAUUAUAUAAAUUUGGUUGAUUUUAA